UUGUGCCCUUCCCCUCCUCCUCCCGUGCGCUCUCAUGAAAAAGGAUUUUCCCACUAUUUCUUAAAGCCCGUCUCUUUUGCGCCGUUUGGCUCGCGAGGAGGAAGGAGCUUUCUCUCUUGUUCGAUGUAACAGGAGGUGAAAAGCCCUGGGUUUCGAGCUUUUUCGUGGGUCCUAGCUGAUAACGAGGUUUGCCGGGAACAGCCCCAACAGCGAUCGACGUAAUUUAUGAGCACGAGAUCUCGAUUCCCGUUACAUUUCUGUUUCUCCUUGGCUGAUCGGAAGAGUUUGGAGUAGGGGCAAUGCAAAUGGAUCGUAUUCUGAAGCUCUCUCUGGGUUUCCUGCUUAUAGGCUCAGUUCUUGUCUCGGCUGAGGAACUCGAUUUUGGUCACUGCGAAACAGUUGUGACAAGGUGGGCGGAUUCUUCUUCUCUCGAGGAAAAUGUCAGCGAGAACAAACGCUCACUCCAGGACUUGCUGUUCUUUCUCCAUGUUCCCCGGACAGGAGGCAGGACAUAUUUUCACUGUUUUCUGAGGAAGAUGUAUGAUAGCACAGAUGAAUGCCCUCGUUCUUAUGACAAGCUCCACUUUGAUCCAAGAAAAGCUAAGUGCAAGCUGUUGGCUACGCAUGAUGACUAUAGUUUGAUGUCAAAACUACCGAGGGAGAGAACUUCAGUGAUGACAAUCGUUCGGGAUCCCAUUGCUCGUGUAUUGAGUACCUAUGAAUUUUCAGUAGAGGUUGCUGCUAGGUUUUUGGUGCAUCCCAAUUUAACUUCUGCGACUGUGAUGUCUGCACGCAUAAGGAAGCCAAAUGUCAUCAGCACACUAGACAUAUGGCCAUGGAAAUAUCUAGUUCCGUGGAUGAGAGAAGAUCUGUUUGCUCGGCGAGAUGCACGGAAAGCUAGGGAGGUCGUUAUGAUCGAGGAUGAUAACCCAUACGAUAUGGAGGAGAUGCUUAUGCCAUUGCACAAAUAUCUCGAUACACCCAUAGCUCAUGACAUAAUUCACAACGGAGCCACCUUUCAGAUUACCGGAUUGACAAACAACUCUCAUUUAUCAGAAGCACACGAGAUCAGGCGAUGCGUGCAGAAGUUCAAAAGCCUUGGUGAAUAUGUACUUAAAGUUGCCAAGAGGAGGUUGAACAGCAUGCUGUAUGUUGGACUGACAGAGGAGCAUAGGGAAUCAGCUUCUCUUUUUGCAAAUGUAGUCGGGUCUCAAGUGCUUUCUCGGGUGGUUUUGCAUGAUUCAACUGCAAAAGCCAAAGCUACUAAACCAGAACCAAGUGUCAAAGUCUCAGAAUCAGGGUCGGAGGAUGGUGAAAGUCAGAAUGAUACAUCUAGAGUUGCUUUGGGUAAGGCAGAGGCUAAGAGUGGGAAUAUGACUGUCAAAACCCUUAUGGAAGUUUAUGAAGGCUGCAUUUCUAAUUUAUGGAAGACUCAAGCAACAAGACGCGUUAAUUCCCUAAAGAGGAUUGCUCCUGCAAAUUUUUCGAAAGAGGCACGCAAAAAGGUUCCGGACAAGGUUAUUCAGCACAUAAGAUCGCUCAACCACCUUGACGUGGAUAUCUACGAGUAUGCGAAAGAAAUCUUUGCGAAAGAACAUGAACAAGUUUCAACAAAAUCUGUCUUGACAAAUGAGUUCAGGAGCGUGCUUGGAGAAUCGGACGAUGACAAGUUGUGGAAGAAGCUCUUACCGUUGGCCUUGCUGGUCUUGUUACUCUUCUCCUUCUUUCUAUUUGUAAAAGCUAGAAGAAGAACCUCAAAGGUUAAGAUUUGAUCGAUUUAAACUAUUUGGGCCGAAUUGGUAAUUUCGAGGAGUUUUGGGUCCCAGAUGCAAUAUCUUAUCUCUCUCUUUUUUUUUCUUCUUUUGUUUGGAAAGAAAAAGUUUUGUGUUGCCUUA
Molecule: messenger RNA, 1895 nt
Organism: Tarenaya hassleriana
Lineage: Eukaryota; Viridiplantae; Streptophyta; Magnoliopsida; Brassicales; Cleomaceae
Product: protein-tyrosine sulfotransferase
Exons: 14
Coding region: 300-1772 (490 amino acids)
Cellular component (GO): membrane
Molecular function (GO): heparan sulfate 6-sulfotransferase activity
Source: RefSeq, a predicted model, not a curated record